Messenger RNA from Salvia miltiorrhiza (redroot sage), 2256 nucleotides. RefSeq lists its product as uncharacterized. NCBI's taxonomy places the organism in Eukaryota, Viridiplantae, Streptophyta, Magnoliopsida, Lamiales, Lamiaceae. The record is from RefSeq and is a predicted model, not a curated record. The coding region runs from base 198 to 2096 and encodes 632 amino acids. The transcript has 8 exons.
GAGGCAAACUAACUAAUAUACUAAUAUAGUAUGUGAAAAAACACACAGUACAGAUAUUGCGAAACUAAGAAAGAUAACAGAUUGAUAAAUCGCUAGUCUAGGCACGCGAUAUUCUCGAUUAUCCCCUGCAACUUUCAUGUUCAACCUCAACGUUGAACCUCGUAGCAUAAACCCUAACUACCAUUUCUCAAGUUUCCAUGGCGUUUGCUCCCGCACUCUCUCUCCUCAUCCCUUUUUCACCUACCUCAUCUUUUCCCUUUAAGCCAUCUCCCAAACUACUCUUUUGUCCUCCUAAAUUUCUCAACUCUGUCCUCUCCGCCGCUUCUUCCUCCAACAGCCAACCGUUGCCGCCGUUCACUUCCGAGGAGGCCUUUCUCGAUGCAAUUGCCGGUUUCGGCGAUACUGAGAAAUUUCUUCCUGUCGUCAGGACUUAUGAAAACGACUUGGCGCGGCUGACCCUCGUCGGCGCCGUCGACUCCAGGCAAGCAAUCACUGCCGCCGCUGCUGAUGGCGGAAGUACCGCCGAUGAACAUAUAUCUUCCGGCGUGACCGCCAUGGUUGUCGAGACCAUAUAUCCUGGCCCCGCCGACGACCGCAGCACCGUUUCUACUCGAUUGUUUUUGCCCACAUUGAAAGUUAAAGAAAAAGCUAUACAGCUCAGGAAAUCGAUGGCAAAAGAUAUGUUUCAAGGUAUCUCUUCGAAGAAUAUACUGUCGAUGACCUUUAGACAAGCAGUUUUGGAGCAGCUUUGGAGUCUCGAGCUGGCACUUUUCAAACCUGGAACUGAAAGAAAUAUGUCCGAUCUUGAAAGUCCGAGAGAGGUACCUGUAUUGUUAGCCCUCAGCUCAUCAGAUGAACUUGUAAUUUCUGAAAUUGGAGAGGUUGUCUGUGCUGCUGCCCUUGAAAACACAGAAAAGCAUUUUCUCUCUAGUUCUGCUAACAGAGCAUCCAAGAGAUUAUCAAGCUGGUUAAAGAAGCGUCAACAUAUUACAUCAAAGAAUUCUUCUGUUGUUCUGUAUAACUUGGUCGAAAAUGAGUUACUUGCUAAUGCCAAGACACUGCACGAGAAGUUCAACUCUGAAAGAGGAAAAUAUAAGCUUAAGGAUUCACAAUUGAAGAAAAGUUGGUUGACAUCGCCUGCAUUCUCGAAACUGGAAAAGAUUGGUGGUCCUGAAUUUGUUGCUUGGAUAAGUGAAUGUGUGCCGUCAUACAUGUUUGAAAUUGAUUCCAAUAGACUUGACAACGUGAAAUUUGAAGGGUGGAAGACCUUGGAGGAAAAUAGACUGGCAGUCGUUCUCACUCAUGCCCAGAUGGUUAGCUUGGUUGACAUUUUAGAUAUGUUCUAUGAGGACACUUUCACUCUGCCGGAAAAGAGGCUUCCAUGUCCUACAGUUGCAAAAUCAUCCAAACUGGAUCUCAAUAAGGGCAGUCCCCUGUUGAAGACAUUGUCAACUGUCCUUGUUAGUGGGAUUUUUUUUGUAACCAUUAGUGUUCUGGGAAAACUUUGUCUACCGAAGCUGCUGCCUAUCAGAGAGAGUUUUAUUCAACAAAACUCUCAAGCCCCAUUAUAUGACACUGUUCGUGUUCCAGACCAUUCUCUAGAACCCUCUGAGUUGGAGACAUGCUGUGUUUCAAUUAUUAGAAGAAUCAAGGAUUCUUUCUGUUGGCCUGGAGAAAUAAGGACACCAUCUGGUGCAUGUGCAUGUAUCGGUGAACUGCCUAAAUUCAUGAGUGAAGGGGGUUAUACCAAUUUCAGUAUGUCGGACAUGUCAUCUACAUCUAUGCCUUUACAAGCUAGUGAAGAAGAGAUGAAAAGACUAGAAGACAUUGCUAGUUAUCAGGUCAUCGUGUCGACUGAUGGGAAAAUCAUAGGGUUCCAACCCACUAAUCGAGUUGCUGUUAAUAAUUGGGCUGCAAAUCCAUUGGCCAAAGAGUUGUAUGGUGGCAAAAAACUCUCUCCUGGAUUACUAGAACCUGGUCUCAAGAUUUGCAAUCCGAGUGGCAUGGUCGUGUUGGAGCUAUUGAUAUCAUUAAAUCCAAAGUCCAAUUUUGCAUUAGUUAGGGCUAUUGAUACUAGUGGAAAUAUUGAUGGUUGAACUGCUGUACUUUUCAUAUAAGCUACAGAUUACAGUUUUACAGUAACUAAAACAUUCAUUAUUCCUUAGUUUGAUAUCGAACUGAUCUCAAUUUUGUAGGACGUGUUCUUGCCCCGGUAAAAAAUAAUAAAUUAUGCCAAUCUUAUUUACAUUGUUUCAA